This is a messenger RNA of Toxotes jaculatrix (banded archerfish), 1673 nucleotides long. RefSeq lists its product as uncharacterized. Gene Ontology annotation, cellular component: membrane. Gene Ontology annotation, biological process: G protein-coupled receptor signaling pathway. NCBI's taxonomy places the organism in Eukaryota, Metazoa, Chordata, Actinopteri, Toxotidae. Gene Ontology annotation, molecular function: G protein-coupled receptor activity. The coding region runs from base 124 to 1209 and encodes 361 amino acids. The record is from RefSeq and is a predicted model, not a curated record. The transcript is spliced from 2 exons.
UUCCUGAGUCAGUCCUCGGUGAGAGAGCCGUGAGAGAGGAUCAUGCGGCGGACAAACUUUCCUUCCCACUUUCAUCAUCAUCGUCGUUAUACUAUAAAUCCAACCAAACCCAGCUGAGGAAUAAUGUCAGCGAACAACACCACGGCGACAGUAGACUACACCUUCGUGCGCUUUUGCGUGUCCACCGUCUCCUUUUCGGUGCUUCUCUUCUUCAACCUCAUCAUCAACUGGACCAUAGUACGCGAGGAGCGGCUCCGGUGUCAUGCCCGCUUCGUGCUGGUCUUCCACCUGCUGGUGUCCGCUCUCGUUUACCUGGGCAUGAGCAGCAUCUUCUACUACCAGGAUCACCUGAACGCACAGCCGAGCCGCACCGCCUGCCUGGUCAUGAUUACUGUUUUGAUCAGCAGCGCGUCCAACAUCCUCCUGACGCUCACGGCGAUGGCUUUGGAUCGUUACUGCGCCGUGUGCCACCCGAUGCGCUACACCGCCACCUGCACCGCGGGGAACUGGCCCUGGCUGCUGGGUGUGCUCACCUGGAUGGUGGCUUUGGUCAUUCCCCUCUCUCUGCUCCUCCACACGGACCCCGACGACAACAGAGCCGACAGCUACUACGAAAAGUGUGGCCCGGAUAAGCUGAGGAAAGGCGGGCUACAGAAGGUGUUGUUCAUUGGUUUGUGCACGGUGCUGAUACUGUACAGCUAUGUGAGGAUACUAGUGGAGGGUCGGCGGUUGGGGGUGCUCAAUCGCCGCAACCGGGCCGGGUGCAGGACGAUUGCCCUUCACGGCACCCAACUGGCUGUUUACAUCCUCCCCAACUUUGUGAACUUCGUGCUGUCGAUGCUAUACGCGCGGAAGUUAAUUCAUACAGAGACCAAAGAGCUCUCAGCCGUAGUCAUCUUCGCUUUCUUCAGCCUGGCGCAAUGUGUUGCGCCAGUUGUAUACGGUUUGCGUAAAGAGGAACUUAUGGAGCAGCUGAGUCACAGGUUCCCCUGCUGUUCCCGAUAUUUGAAGAGUGUCCUCGGCUGGACUGUGCGAGCCAGCUGGCAACACCCUCACCACAGAGCACGAGAGCGAACACUGACAGCCCAGACGAUCAUCUCCCUAGAGGUCUCGCAAGCCCCAGCGGAGGAACAGGAAACAACACCGGUGUCAGUUAGGAGCUCCUCACAUGACUCACACUCAUGUCAAGGUGAUACGAACAGUGCCUGAUGGGAAAAAAAAACAAACAGGUCAAUGUUAGAAUCCUGUCACUGGAACAUUUGGAUAAGCGGCUGGUUUCCACAGCUCAGGCCUGAAAAGAACUCAAGGAAUCUCCUGGGACUUCAUGAUACCAGCCAGUUAGGUUUAAUCCUGGCUGGAGAAGGUUUGGACCAGAAUGUGCUGUAACAUGGGACGUGAGCAUGUUUAUGAUUUGCUCUAUUUUUGACUUCUGGUCUCGUGAGCAAGCGUGCGGAUUCAUGGUUGAGCCGCUCAGCGACCGACAGCACAAGGCACUGUGGUUUCCAAAGAAGUGGGCAGUUCUCUUAGUGUAAAUUUUCCUGGCUGGCCCAGGGUUUUAAGCAUCAUUUGGGAUUAAAAUGACUGGGAUGGAGGAUAUACUUUCACAUAUCGUCUGGUGAAUGUUGUUUCCGUGUGCUCCCAAACUUGUGGAUAUUAAAAAUUUUGUGUUUGAA